AUGGAUGGAUCCACAAUAAAAAUCCACCAACUAAAGAACCAUUCCACAUUAGCGGAAUUCAUCUUACUUGGCUUUUCUGAUGUUCCCAAUUUGCAAGUAUUUCUUUUUGGAAUGUUCUUGAUAAUAUAUUUAAUUAUUGUGAUGAGCAACAGCCUUAUCAUCAUAAUUACUAGGACUGAUCUUUCCUUGCAUACUCCCAUGUAUUUUUUCCUUGGAAAUUUUUCUUUCUUAGAAAUAUGUUAUGUGUCAGUCACUCUCCCCAGGUUAUUAACAAAUCUCUACACACAAGACAAUAGCAUUUCCUUUAUGGCUUGUGCUAUUCAAAUGUAUUUCUUUCUUGUUUUGGGGGUCACUGAGUGCUUUAUUCUGACUGUUAUGGCUUAUGACCGAUAUGUUGCCAUUUGCAACCCAUUGCUCUACCCUAUCAUCAUGAACAAUAGUAUCUGUAUACUACUGGCAGCUGGCUGCUGGAUAAGUGGGGUUCCUGUGCAUAUAGGGUUCACAUAUUGGAUCUUCUCUUUACCAUUUUGUGGAUCAAAUGAGUUGAAUCACUUUUUCUGUGACAUACCUCCAGUAGUGGCCCUAGCUUGUGGGGACACUUUUAAGAUAGAGAUACUGAUAUAUGUGAUUGCUCUUUUAGUGGUCACAAUUCCUUUUAUGUUGAUUCUUGGAUCUUAUGUGAAAAUCAUCUCAACCAUUCUGAAACUUCCAUCUGCAACGGGGAGAGCCAAGUCCUUCUCUACAUGUUCUUCCCACCUUAUAGUUGUAGCUUUAUUCUUUGGAUCAGGUAUCAUUACAUAUUUGAGGCCGAAGUCCAGCCAUUCUGCAAGAACAGACAAAUUCCUUUCUCUUUUUUAUACAGUUGUGACCCCAAUGUUUAAUCCCAUGAUAUACUGCUUGAGAAACAAAGAUGUUAUGAUAGCAUUGAAAAGGUUUCUUCUGAGACAUAAUGUAUUAUGA
Molecule: messenger RNA, 960 nt
Organism: Mesocricetus auratus (golden hamster)
Lineage: Eukaryota; Metazoa; Chordata; Mammalia; Rodentia; Cricetidae
Product: olfactory receptor 10AG1-like
Exons: 1
Coding region: 1-960 (319 amino acids)
Biological process (GO): G protein-coupled receptor signaling pathway
Cellular component (GO): membrane
Molecular function (GO): G protein-coupled receptor activity; olfactory receptor activity
Source: RefSeq, a predicted model, not a curated record